This is a messenger RNA of Aaosphaeria arxii CBS 175.79, 1794 nucleotides long. RefSeq names its product sporulation-specific protein 6. NCBI's taxonomy places the organism in Eukaryota, Fungi, Ascomycota, Dothideomycetes, Pleosporales. Gene Ontology annotation, molecular function: nucleic acid binding; zinc ion binding; protein serine/threonine kinase activator activity. Gene Ontology annotation, biological process: positive regulation of nuclear cell cycle DNA replication; regulation of cell cycle phase transition. The coding region runs from base 1 to 1794 and encodes 597 amino acids. The record is from RefSeq and is a predicted model, not a curated record. The transcript is spliced from 3 exons. Gene Ontology annotation, cellular component: Dbf4-dependent protein kinase complex; nucleus.
AUGAGCAACCGUCGGGUGCCACUCGGAAACAUUCAGAACGCCACGAAUUCGCCGCUACGCGUCGCUGCUGUCGGUGGUAAGAGACAACGUUCUCAUGCCAGCGAACAGCGUGACCUACCAUAUGGACAGCCUCCCCCAAAGAAGCAGAUAGUAGAGGUGGAUGAUGCAGAGGCACGUCGUUAUGGAGGUCUUACUAGGCGGAGUGGGGCGCCUCCAACGGCGUUUCAAAAGAAGCUCGAAGCUGUUCGCGAAGUGAAAGCAGUGCCAAAGCAGUCAGAGAGAUCCACUAAGGGUGCACAAGAGAACCUUGAGACCAUCAGGCAAUGGCAAAGACAUUACCGAAAGAUGUUUCCACAGUUUGUUUUCUACUUUGAAAGUAUCCCGGACGAUGUGCGCAGCAAGGUGUUGAAACAGGCACAAAUGCUUGGAGCUCGAGAAGUGAAAUUCUUCUCUCGUGAGGCUACUCACGUCAUCACCACGCGACCCAUUCCUGCCGAGCAUGACACAAAUACAAAUGUUACGGCGAAGGGUACUAUAAAUCCGGCCCAGUUGGAGACGAAGAAAUCCGUCUUCGACACUGCGCUACAGAAGUCUAAUGGAGACAUAUUGUUCAAGGCAAGGGAGAUGGGGUUGAAGAUAUGGUCGGCGGAAAAGCUCCAGCGCAUGUUGAACACAAUGUUCAACACGGACACCGGCGAACAACCACCGGACUACACUUCCCGUCACGGAACAACCACUUCACAGGCAAAGGCCGGACGUCAGGCAGAUUUGCAAAAACUUCUCCAGAACGAAAAGCUGAAUGGCCCUCUGGAUCGCGACUACUCAGCCAGUGCACAUGAUAUGAUCCAGCUCCGUGGAUACUACAUCUAUAUUCACGAUAUGGAUGAGCUAACGAGACCGGUUAUGAUCCGAGAGUACUCGAAGGUUGCGAAAAAAGAGGAGGGCAAAUGGCCACAGUUUAGGCUGUCCGGACAUGGCAAAUGUCCAUUCGUGGAGGAUCCCCAUCACGCUCGCAGGCAGCACCAGGAACAGGACGAUUAUAAGACGAAAGCUGCAAAGGCCGCUGCUCCACGUACGCGUGCCGCUGCUGCUUUGGCUGAGAAACGCGCGUUGGUGGAGAACAAUAACAUUGCCAGACGCCCAAGCGCCGGCGAGCAAGACUCGAAGCAAGACGAUGCCAAACCCCUAGAUCCACCAAAGAUGGUACCCAGCAAGAACACAGACAGCAUGCCCCCGAUGUUUGGAAGUGCACAGGCGAACAUUCGCGCCAUGCCUAGGAUCGCUGGCGGUGAACCUGUUGCAUCAGGCAUUCAACCAUCUAAUAUCACUUCUGCCAUCCGAUCUCAGAUGAUUUCCUCCACCGCCGCUGCCCCCGGUGCGAGAGCAGGAAACAGCAAGGAGGUCAACCAAUUGAAGCGCAAGGUUUUGGAAAAGAACAGUGUUCCCUCCGCAAAUAGCUGCCAGUCCUCCGCAAUGAACGACGUGCGCGCUGCUCUGAAUCAAGAGAACGCCCAGCCCGUAAGAGCCGCCAAGCGAAAGGCACAGGACGCUCUUGGGUUCAUACACGAAGAUGCAACUCCCUCAGAUGAAGAGAGACAGACGCGGAAAGCUGCAGCUGUUCGUCGUCGCAAGGUUUCCGAAAAGGAACUCAAGCCGGGUUAUUGCGAGAAUUGCAGAGAGAAGUUUAAUGACUUCGACGAGCAUGUUGUAUCUCGCAAACACCGCAAAUUCGCUCUUACCCAGGAUAACUGGAAAGAGCUCGAUAAACUCCUGGCAUGCCUUGUACGCCAAUAG